Callithrix jacchus (white-tufted-ear marmoset) is the source of this 2898-nucleotide messenger RNA. The record is from RefSeq and is a predicted model, not a curated record. Lineage: Eukaryota; Metazoa; Chordata; Mammalia; Primates; Cebidae.
GAACGCUCUUUUAUAUCUUUCUUGGUGCGGGAUGUUUUUCCAAUUAACUAUUUAAUCUUCACAAGCCCAUUCGUAUUCUUAUUUAGUAGAUAAGGAGCUAGACACUCAUUUGGAGGGGAGAAGAGGCGGACCAGAGUUCAGAAAGCUCAUUUGAUGCUCUUAACCCUGGAGGCUGUAGCUAGGAGUUCACCUCCCUGGAGAAUAGCUUUCGGAAUCCUGUUUGAAAUUGCCGCUCACGGCCAGUUGGCUUUCAGCCUAGGAACAGGAAGGAGGAUUUUGGAGAAUCCCCUGAGGGGGAAAUGUUUAAAAGUGCAAAGUGAAUAAUAGUAGGAACCUCUCUCUCGUUCACUAGGGGUACAUUUGCUGUUCGCUUUCAAACAGCCCCUCAAAUACAAGCAUCUGGGAAAAGGACUAGAACUCUGAUUAGGGCCGCCCCCACGUCCUCUCGGGAACAAGGGCGGAGCGCUGGCUAGAGUGGCUGAGGGCGGCCCGCCGCGGACGCUGUGUACAGGAAGCCGGCGCUUUGUCUUCCGUCCCACCGCAGAGAACACGAGGCAGCGGCGCGUCCCAUCUGGUCACAGGUUGCACAGGCCGGGCGCCAGCCAAGAGCCCUCUCUUCAAGCAGGAUUAAAGGGGAACCAAGUGGCUGGCAGAGGGGCCUCAGUAGCUCCUGGGCGAGGCCUGAGCCCGUGGGUCUCCACACUAAAAUCCGGCAAACCCCUGGCGCGUCCGCAAAGGUUUUGGAGCCGGGUUACGCCUUCGCUGGCUAGGCGCUGUGUCCACGGGAGGCGCCAUCCUCUUUGUAACUUCAGCAGGCCCUGGCGGGCCGGUUGUUAUGGCAACGCUCCUCGCCGGCUCGGAGCGGAUCCGGGGUAGAGGAGAGGAGAGCUUUGGGUCAGGGACCGCCGCCGCCGCCGUCGGGGAUUCGGCCCGCCAGUUCGCCAGCCAGCCAGCGCUUCGCGUGCCCUGCCAGUCACGAGAGGACAUGUACUCCCAGGAUUCCAUAGAUCUUCUUGCUAACUCAGGACUGCAGUUUCAGAAGCAUGAAGAGGAAGGGAUUGACACGCUGCACUUUGCAGAGCUGCUUAUGACAUCGGGAGUGGUUCUCUGUGACAAUGUCAAAUGGCUUUCAUUUCAUAGUGGCUAUGAUUUUGGCUAUAUGGUAAAGUUGCUUACAGAUUCUCGUUUGCCAGAAGAGGAACAUGAAUUCUUUCAUAUUCUGAAUCUUUUCUUCCCGUCCAUUUAUGAUGUGAAAUACUUAAUGAAGAGUUGCAAAAAUCUUAAGGGAGGUCUUCAGGAAGUUGCUGAUCAGUUGGAUUUGCAGAGGAUUGGAAGGCAGCACCAGGCAGGCUCAGACUCACUGCUGACAGGAAUGGCUUUCUUUAGGAUGAAAGAGUUGUUUUUUGAGGACAGCAUUGAUGAUGCCAAAUACUGUGGGCGGCUCUAUGGCUUAGGCACAGGAGUGGCCCAGAAGCAGAAUGAGGACGUGGACUCUGCACAGGAGAAGAUGAGCAUCCUGGCGAUCAUCAACAACAUGCAGCAGUGAUGGCGCCAGGCUCUGCAGGGCGGGCCUCAACCCAGAUUGGUGCUUACUGUGCUGACUGUGUACUUACCUUCCCCAAGAGAAAAUGCUUCUUUUGAGCAAACUAUACCUACCAUCUGCACUGAGCAGAAAGACUUGUUUUACUGAAGACAAAAGAUGUCUUUAUUUUAGAUCCAGAAGAGAGGAGUUUGCUCUGAAUUUGUAAACAAGUCUUCCCUGUUCCUCAUCCCCAAGUCUCUCCUCUUCGCUUGCCUCUUGCCACCAGCAUCCAUGGCUCAUUUGAUACCUUUUUAAAUAUCCAGGACAAGUCUGAAACAAACUAGUAAAAUGUAUAUAACUCUUACCUGUUGUCAUUCUUUUUUAAAAAAAUUCGUUGCUACUCUGGUAAUGAAGAUUCUUGUUCUGAUUCUCAGCUGAGCUGAGGGCUUCCAGGGAAAAUGGAACAAAAUGGUGUUCACAGAUACCGUCUUCCUUUCCUUUUCUGACCCGUCUCGAAGACAUUUGCUUUCCUCACACUUUCAUAGUCUUUCUUUACUUGUUACUAUAUGGAAAUGAAUUGCUCAAUGCUGAAAUUUGAAGACCAGAUAAUGAAACAUAAAAGCAAACAAUUUACUGAAUCUGUCUACCCUUCAUUCAUGAGAACUCCAGAAUGAUUGUUGACCACUGAAGCAUCUUUAAGUCUAUGUGUUCCUUUGUGCCACUGAGGUUUGCUGUCACAUAUGCAUCAUCUGAAAUCAUUUGAAAUUUUUGUAUAAUAUCCUGGAUUUGAUCCUGAAGGAAACUAGUAAGAUCAGAUUUUUGGGUCAUGUCUAUUGUACUUUCAGUAAUGUGAUUUCAGCUGGUCAUCUGGAUUCUCCCACUUCUCCAUUUUCGUCUCCCACUUCUCUAUUUUCCCUGCUUUUCCUUCCAGCAAACCUGAAACGUAAAGGAGAUGGAUUAAUGUGAGUACCAGGAAUAUGUCUUUAAAAAGCUAGAAUAGUUACAUGUAAACAGGCAGUAAGAUAAUUUGGGUUCUCGAGUUGUUUUGGAGUAAUAUCCCACAACUGGGGUAGGAAGCUCAGGAUUUUUUUUUUUUUUUUUUUUUUUUAAAGCUAGUCAUUUAAAAAGUAUACUGUAUUUUUUUGAAUGACUACAGUAUGGACAAUUUCAAAAAACCAAAACCCCUUUUGGAUUGGUAGAAAUAAAAACUGGUAACUUGCUGAAGUGAAUGAAUGGUUUUGCAUUUUAAAAGCUUAUGGAAAACUCAAUUUGAAAUGAUUCAAAAAUGUCAAGUAUAAGCUGGUAUUUAAGAUGAUUGUAAAUAUUAUUUAUGUUUUUAAUUUUGUAAAAUAAAGAUUUCUUUUUAACCACUGGCA